AUGGUUAACCAAUAUUCUAUAUUAAAAAUUUCCAAGUGGACCUAUGAAAAUCUGAACUCGGACCCACUCUCCCCCCUUCUAGAUACAGGGCAGGUGUCACCAUACCUACAGCCUCAGUCCUGUCCUUCCUACCCAAUGGGACAGGACCCAGGCAUUUCUUUAAAUCUCAGAGGUGGCAGUAAACUUUCCAGUGUUGCUGUUAGCAAGUGUGUUGCCAGUAGAUACCCAUGUGUACUAAUGUGCCAACAAGUAAAAGUUAAUUGCACAUCUGCUUCCACUGUGUCCCCACGGGUGCCAUUUAGUGUGUGA
Pipistrellus nathusii (Nathusius's pipistrelle) is the source of this 309-nucleotide messenger RNA. NCBI's taxonomy places the organism in Eukaryota, Metazoa, Chordata, Mammalia, Chiroptera, Vespertilionidae. The record is from the annotation of a GenBank genome assembly.